This is a messenger RNA of Spea bombifrons (plains spadefoot toad), 1094 nucleotides long. RefSeq names its product ribosomal protein SA (gene RPSA). NCBI's taxonomy places the organism in Eukaryota, Metazoa, Chordata, Amphibia, Anura, Pelobatidae. Gene Ontology annotation, cellular component: cytosolic small ribosomal subunit; ribosome; 90S preribosome. Gene Ontology annotation, molecular function: structural constituent of ribosome; laminin receptor activity. The transcript is spliced from 8 exons. The coding region runs from base 111 to 1034 and encodes 307 amino acids. The record is from RefSeq and is a predicted model, not a curated record. Gene Ontology annotation, biological process: cytoplasmic translation; ribosomal small subunit assembly.
UAGGAAUCGCUGCCAUUUCGCGUUCUCUUUUGCUCAAGCUGCCGAGGCGGGAUCUCCAUACGGCUUUGUGUCCAGUUCCCCAUCGUUGCUUUAAAGGGGGGUAAUUAACAAUGUCCGGAGGUCUUGAAGUCCUUCAAAUGAAGGAGGAAGAUGUCCUCAAGUUCCUGGCUGCAGGAACUCACUUGGGUGGCACAAACCUCGACUUCCAAAUGGAGCAAUAUAUCUACAAGAGAAAAAGUGAUGGUAUUUACAUAAUAAACCUAAAGCGCACAUGGGAGAAGUUGCUACUUGCAGCUCGUGCCAUUGUAGCCAUUGAAAACCCUGCUGAUGUUUGUGUCAUCUCUUCAAGGAACACUGGUCAACGUGCAGUACUGAAGUUUGCAUCUGCGUGUGGUGCCACACCAAUUGCUGGGCGUUUCACACCUGGUACAUUCACCAACCAGAUCCAAGCUGCCUUUCGUGAGCCACGGCUGUUAGUGGUGACCGAUCCUAGGGCUGACCACCAACCCCUCACUGAGGCAUCGUAUGUCAACAUUCCCACCAUUGCGUUGUGCAAUACAGAUUCACCCCUGCGCUAUGUGGAUAUUGCUAUUCCUUGCAACAAUAAGGGUGCACACUCCGUUGGUCUCAUGUGGUGGAUGUUGGCUCGUGAGGUCCUGCGUAUGAGAGGUACAAUUUCUCGUGAACACCCAUGGGAGGUUAUGCCUGACUUGUACUUCUACAGGGACCCUGAUGAGAUUGAUAAAGAGGAACAAGCUGCAGCAGAGAAGGCUGCUACAAAAGAAGAGUACCAAGGUGAAUGGACUGCACCAGUCCCAGAUUUUCCACCUGCAGAGGUUACCGAUUGGUCGGAGGGCGUACAGGUUCCAUCUGUGCCUAUUCAGCAGUUUGCGCCAGAACGUGCAGACAUUCAAGCUGCUCCAAAACCUCAAGCAGAGGACUGGAGUUCCCAACCAGCAAGCACAGAUGACUGGUCUGCUGCACCAACUGCUCAGGCAUCUGAGUGGGUUGGAACAACAACUGAAUGGUCUUAAAGGAAAUUGUAAAGUGCUAUUGUUCAUGAAAAAUGGAUAGUAAAAAAAAGUCCUUUUGAA